AGAAUUUAAAGACAAACUUACGGAGUAAAGCUAAAAAAAAACAUGCUUUAAUACAAUUCGUUUGCUAAAACCAUGUUUUGUAAUUUAUAUAGUAUCAUUGUCAAUGGUGACAAAAGUAUCCUUACAGCAAAUGAAAUCAGACACCAAUUGGAGUCUUAUUUUGACUUUGAUACAGAUUCAUUAAAACAAAAACCUUAUAAAAAAAUUAUUAACACAAUGAUCGAUGAAAUCAUGUUGGAGAAUAAUGAUGAGCAAGAAGAAGAUAAAAUGGGUUCUGAUUACGAAGAAAAUAAUAAUAAGAAAGAAGAAAUACAUUCUACAGAUAUAAAUAAGAAACGUAAAGCCAAUUCUAUUGAAACGGAUGAUUUUGAGGAGAGAAAAGAGAUGAAUGAAAGCGAUGAGGAGGAAGAGAAAGUAACUAGACUUAAAAGAUCGAAGCCUAAUAAAUCGAAAAGUAGAAUGGAUUUGGAUAGUGAAGAUGAAGAUAUAGAAGAGUCAACAAAUAGAGAAAGAGAUAACAAGAAGAGCGUAUCAGCUUCUUCAUUUUCUACGCAUUCAGCAAGUAAAGCCAAAACACCUACUAAAAAUGCUUCUACCAAAAGUACAGCUUCAAAAGAAUCCUCACCAGGAGUUCCUGAUUCGGAGAAAGUUAAAAGACUUAAACAUUUUAUUAACAAAUGUGGUGUUCGUAAAAUUUGGUCAAAAGAACUUGCUGAUUGCCUAACAGAGGCUGCAAAAGUUAGAAAAUUAAAAUCAAUACUUGAAGAGUUAGGAGUACAUGGAAGACCAACGUUAGAGAAAUGUGAAGCUAUUAAAGCCGAAAGAGAAUUAAAAGCUGAAUUGGACAGUUUAGAUACAAGUUUAAUUAUAGAUACAAACACUAAAGGAAGACCUAUCAGAUCAACUAGAUUAAGGAAUAGACAUCAAAACACAGUUUCUUACGCUUUAGACGAUGAAACUGAUAGUGAUGAUAGUAGUGAUAAAAAUGAAGAUAAAUUACAAAAGUCUAAAAAGAAGAGGCGAAAAAUGAUUGAUGAUGAUGAUGAUGAAGUAGAAGAACAAAAUAAUGUAACUGAAGAGGAAGAAAACGAAACGCAAGAAAAUGAGGAUAAGAAAGAGGAAGAUGAUGAUGAAGAAGAAGAAGAGGAGGAGGCUGAAGAAGAGGAGGAUGAAGAAGACUCAGAGGAUGAAUUUAGAGGCUCUUCCGAUGAAGAUGAUUAG
This is a messenger RNA of Cokeromyces recurvatus, 1221 nucleotides long. RefSeq lists its product as uncharacterized. Lineage: Eukaryota; Fungi; Mucoromycota; Mucoromycetes; Mucorales; Mucoraceae. Gene Ontology annotation, cellular component: nucleus. The record is from RefSeq and is a predicted model, not a curated record. Bases 73 to 1221 code for a protein of 382 amino acids. The transcript is spliced from 6 exons.